Durusdinium trenchii is the source of this 2301-nucleotide messenger RNA. NCBI's taxonomy places the organism in Eukaryota, Dinophyceae, Suessiales, Symbiodiniaceae. The record is from the annotation of a GenBank genome assembly.
AACACAGGCAUUUUUUCCACAUCUCCUUUGGGCCGCGCGGUCCGCUGAAGGAUGGAAGUCCCUGGAGAGGCCUCAAAGAAAGGAGGCACCAGUGUCCAGGCAGUAGCUGCCCAGGACGGUGUUCAUGUCUCAGAAGGCUCCCUCGUUUCAGUGGAAGCGAAGGAUGAGACUCCUGAAAGGCGAACACUGCAGAAGAAGCCUUCGAAGCUGAAGACAGCGUUUGACAAAAAGGAGUUGGCGUUGCACUCGCUGGGCGGUGCAGCGGCGCGGGUCACGAGCAAGGAGAAGAUUGCCAAAACAAGCCAUCGAGCAGGAAUUCUGAUUGCGACCAUGUUCGCUGGAGACUCUGACUCUGACUCUGACUCCGAGGAUGAGAACGGUUUGCCAAAGCCCAAGCGGAUUGGCCGACUCCGAGCGGGAAGAGACUACAUCAUCGGAAUUCUGCAAAAGUAUUCGAUACCCCUGGUCUUUGGCGUGUGCUUGGCGAUGGUGUGGAGCAACCUAGAUGAAGAGAGCUACCUGCAGAUGGCUCAUUGGACGCCCAUUGCAGACUUCAAGCUCGGGGGGCACGCUGUUGAUUUGCACUUUGUCAUCAACGAUUUUUUCAUGUGCUUUUUCUUCGGGCUGGCUAUUAAGGAGGUGACAGAGGCUCUCCUUCCGGGCGGCUCCUUGUCGCCCAUCAGCCGGGCAGCCAAUCCCUUGUUGGCCACGUUUGGCGGAGUCGCUGGUCCUGCUGUGGCAUACUUGGUUUUUACCUUUAUAUUCUAUUCUACAGGUUCCUUGGAUCAGCCCAUGUGUCUGCCGGACGACCUCAACCGUACAGUGGAGUCCAACCACUCGGAGGAUCACCACCGGCGGCUCGGAGGGGGUGCAGGUGGGGAUGACUUUCUACCCAGCGAUUACAAUGCCAAGUGCUCCUUGGAAGCCGUUCUCAAGGGUUGGGGUAUCCCUACAGCGACGGAUAUUUCCUUGGCCUGGAUGUUUGCCAUUUUGAUCUUCGGCCCGGGACAUGCGGCCAUCAAUUUCUUGUUGCUGUUGGCGAUCUUGGACGAUGCACUGGGGAUGAUCAUCAUUGCGGCCUUUUAUCCAGAUCCCGCAAAUCCAGUGGAUCCCAUUUGGCUCCUGCUGGUGGUUGCUGGCAUGGUAGUUGCUUUCAUCAUGCGGAAGCUCAAAAUCAGCCGAUGGCAGGCCUACAUUGUCCUGGCGGCGCCACUCUCUUGGAUAGGGCUAUUCAAAGCUCACGUUCAUCCAGCUUUGGCGCUGGUUUUCAUCGUGCCCUUCAUGCCGGCCACACACGCGAUUGCACCACAGGGUCCAAGAGACCUAGGGCGUGUUGACACUAUGUCAGAGACAAGUUCUCGAGACUUGAUGACGGCCACCCACUCACGGCGGAGCUCCACGUCCAGACGAACUUCGAUCUCCUCGGCAGUCUCGGAGGCUGCCAUCAUAGCAACCAAAAGUUUUAAAAACAUGUUCUACAACGAGGAGAAUGCACCUCUACAUGUUUUCGAGCACACACUUAAGGUUGUGGUUGAUUUUGGCAUGUUCUUUUUUGGCUUGGUGAAUGCCGGAGUCAAGCUCGAUUCCAUCGGUGGAGUCACAGCAUGUGUCGGCCUGGCGCUAGUGGUCGGAAAGACCGUGGGCAUUGCAGGGAUGAGCCUUCUGGGCCACUGCAUAGGAGCCCCUUUGCCAAAGGGGCUGAGUGUGCCUGAUUUGGUGGCAACUGCGGCCCUUGGCGGUGUAGGUCUCACAGUGGCGUUGUUCGUGGCCAACGAGGCUUUUGUCCAGCCUGAGAUGCGGGGACAGGCCAAGAUGGGAGCUGUUUUGUCGAUUUCAUGUGGCCUCCUGGCCUUUGUCAUCCAGCGUGCCUUUGCCAAAGGCAAGUCUGACGCGGAAGGCGAGGACGAGGAGGAGAACGGAGUGACUUCAACCAUAGGUAUUACCGUCAGACAUGUUGAUACCUCUGAGAGUUUAUCUUUUGGACGCAUUUUUGACACCGAUGCGAGCGCAGAGUUGACCGAUUACUCCCAUAAUAGGAAGGUUGAGCCUUCCGAGGACACAGGCGAUUCGGCCAAAGCCAAAACGACUGCGACAACGGCUGUGACCAUCGAACCUGCAGGCUUGCCAAAUGCAGUGGAAGAGGACCCGAAUACCAAUACCUCGCAGGACUUGAGCAUACCAGUUCCUGCGCGAAGUCCUGGUGAACUUGUGUGACAGAUCUUGGGUGCACUGCCCGACUGAACGCACUGGCUUGUUAAGCUCAGCAUUUUUUAGAUCUGUGGCUAUCAUGGCAAAACAUAG